Messenger RNA from Podospora anserina S mat+, 1341 nucleotides. RefSeq lists its product as uncharacterized. Bases 1 to 1341 code for a protein of 446 amino acids. Lineage: Eukaryota; Fungi; Ascomycota; Sordariomycetes; Sordariales; Podosporaceae. The transcript has a single exon. Gene Ontology annotation, biological process: arachidonate metabolic process. Gene Ontology annotation, cellular component: membrane. The record is from RefSeq and is a predicted model, not a curated record.
AUGACAGACGUCGUCAGCGCUCCUCAAGAGGAAGACGAGCCACGUCCUCCGUUACCAAGAAAGAUGUCGUCGCUCCGAACCAGGCCGGCCGCACGUCGAGUCCCGACCGCGAACCGCGUCACGAUAGCCAUCCCGAAACCUUCCCCCACCAGCGAUGUCACCAGCGCCCGCUCCGCUUCCGGGGCCGGUAUCCAGUCGCCCGAACUUAAUGUCACAUCCACGCCAUGGUCCAAAAAGCUUAUUCUGACCCUCGACGGCGGCGGCAUCAAGGGGUACUCGUCUCUGAUAGUUCUGCAGGCGCUGAUGCAGGAGAUUGCGCAGGUUGAGCAAGACCUUGACCCGCGCGCCUCAUCGAGCGCCCAGACUGAGCGGAUACCCCGCGAUCAAAUCCCCGAAGACGUCUUCAGGGAAGAUCAAUAUCUACCGUGCCACUAUUUUGACUACAUCGCGGGUACCAGUGUCGGAGGUUUGAUCGCCAUCAUGCUGGGAAUGCUUGGGAAGAGCGUCGAUGAAUGCAUCAGUGAAUUCCACCGCCAGAACAAGAACAUACCUCUCACCACGGACCUUGCCGGCGGCGCCACGAUCGACUUUCCACUGCUCUAUCGCCGGAGCACCUGGCCGACCAAGCGCACCCGCGCCUUUUUCGAUACGUUUGCCAAGUUCAGCGUCAGCUCUACAACCAGGAACAAGGCCGCCGUCGCUGCCACUCUCCCAACACCGGUCUCUUCGAGAUCAUCCACCCACUCGAAUGAGUCGACCGGCUUCCGGAAGGAUGCCUUUCAAUGUCAGACCCUGGCGUGGUGUACUGAAGUCGAGCGUCACCAACCGCGCCGCCCAUACGCUUUCUGCACGUACAAAGAAGAGGAGGAAGAUGACGCCGGCAGUCUGGUCUCGAUUCCCGAAGUCGCAAAGGCCAUCACGGCGCCGUCGUCGUAUUCCUUCAAGCCGUUCAAGCUAGGCUCGGGGUCGUUUGUGGACGGCAGCAAGCAGAUUCGCGACCCUACUCUUGAAGUGCUGAAGGAAAUCUCAUCGCUGCUCGACGACGGCGAGCCCUCUAUUGAUUUGCUGCUGAGCCUGGGGACGGACGAGCACCAAGCCUGGUUUUAUGAGAAGCUUCGGGCUUUUACCUCGUCUGCGUCUACGCCUCUUUCUGCGAACUCCACCACUUCGAGGGAGAGUCUUUUGGAUCAGGAAAGGGGGAAGAAGUACAAGACUUAUUACCGGUUUGAGGCGCCUGAUGUCAAGCUGGGGAUGAGGAAGAAGUACUAUUUGAGCGAGAUUGAGGAGGCCACGCGGGAGUGGUUGAGUUCCAAGGAGCAAAAGGAGCAGAUUGGGAGGUGA